Micropterus dolomieu (smallmouth bass) is the source of this 1379-nucleotide messenger RNA. RefSeq names its product troponin I, fast skeletal muscle-like. Gene Ontology annotation, biological process: muscle contraction. Bases 759 to 1274 code for a protein of 171 amino acids. NCBI's taxonomy places the organism in Eukaryota, Metazoa, Chordata, Actinopteri, Centrarchiformes, Centrarchidae. Gene Ontology annotation, cellular component: troponin complex. The record is from RefSeq and is a predicted model, not a curated record. The transcript has 7 exons.
GCUGACAAAUCACGAAAUGUGAUGCAAACUACCCGCAAGAAUGCAAAGCUGAAGCUGGCGUCCGAUUUGUGACUUUUCAAAAAUAACUGAAAGGUUUUCUGGACUCUCUCCAUAAAUCUAGUCCAAGUUUGACAAGUUUAACUAAAACAGGUUUUGAUCCAGAACUAGAUUUCUCUGUUUUAAUGCUGCCUACACAGGGAAAACCAGCCAAUCAUCCUUUUUUUUUAUUUGUUAAAAACAACCUUAAGGCUGUAAAUAUGAUUCCUAGAACAUGUUUGACCAUUUAAAGUGGAGCAGAGAAUCAACAGAUUUUCCUCUGUGAACCUGUGAACUGGAAGUCAGCCUGAGCUAGGGAUUUCAGACGGAUAAUGACAAGACACAAACAGCCCCCAAAUCACAUAAUCGACUGUACUGUCACAUUGCUUUUAUCAGUCCCACCUUCAUCUGGCUAAACAUUUGGACUCUGACGGUUUUAUAGUCCUUUUCCGCCCUUUUAUAGCGUCCGGGUGGCACAGUCCUAAAGUGAUAUCAGGCUCCUCCUUGGCGAUGCCUGAUUUACAGGCAGACGAUGAUGAUAUUUCUGGAGCUUGCCGGCCGAUUGGUCUAAGGAUCCCGCAUUUCCAUAAACAGGAGCUCCAUAUCCAUGUCCAAGCCCUCAUAUAUAAACACCCCAGGGAUGAUUUCUUCCCACUGCCCCUGGCCACUGCUGCCUUCCUCUUCUGUCUCGUCCUAGGUUGUGAAGAAAAGAAUCCACCAACAUGUCUGAAAAAAAGAUGACCUCGAGCCGCAAGCAUCAUCUGAAGAGUUUGAUGCUGUCGAUCGCGGCGAACUGGAUUGAACAGGAGAAAAAGGACCUCAUCGUCGCCAAGGCAGCCUACAUGGCAGAACAUUGCCCCGCCCCCUCCCUGAGCGGCGACCAGGCAGCCCUCAUGGAAACCUGCAAAAAGCUGCACUCCCUCCUCGACAAAGUGGAUGAAGAGAGGUACGACCUGGAGGUCAAAGUGGGCAAGGCUAAUAAAGAGAUUGAAGACCUGAAGAUCAAAGUGGUCGAUCUGGCCGGAGUGAAGAAACCCGCUCUGAAGAGAGUGCGUAUGUCCGCUGACGCCAUGCUGAAAGCUCUGCUCGGCUCCAAACACACGGUCAACAUGGACCUGAGGGCCAACCUGAAGCAGGUCAAGAAGGAGGUGAAAGAGGAGUCUACAGAGACGGUGGGCGACUGGCGUAAGAACAUUGAGGACAAGGCUGACAGGAAGAAGAUGUUCGAGACCGCCUAAAGGAAUUUAACUCCACUGCUGUAGUUUCUCUGGGCUGUUGGGACUUUUUAUGGAAUUUUUCGUUGAAUUGAAAUACGUUUACUUUCAUUAAAUUUGUCACAUUCA